AGACUGUAAUACACUUAAUUGGUAUAUACAGCCUGAGACGUGUGCAAAAUGGUGUAAAUGUUCCUUACAAGCCAGAAUGUUUAAAUUAAAUUUAAACUUACUAUGCAGGUUGUCUGUGCGGUUUGUCCUCCUACUGAUUAAAAUUUGAGACAAAAAUAUCCACAGGAAAGUAUUGUUGACCAGACUUUUUAGAGCGAUGUAGGUAUAUGGUUAGGUAACAAGGUAAAAUUAGUUUUAUACUGGAUAUUUGGUUCUUUCGUCAAUAUCUAUUGAACCAAGCAUGCCUAGAUAAUGGACAUAGUAUAUUCUGAAUCAAGAGAGGAUGGAGAACAAUCCACACCUAUGUUCUUUUAAAUUGAAAUCCGAAUAUCGAAUGUAAAAUGAGUUCUCAGCCGAACAUAACCAAAUGCCUACAUAGUCUUAAAUUUAGAGCAGCAGAAGGACAAACCCCACAUACAUGUAGAGUACAUUUUUAAAUGUAAUUGUUUUCAACAUUCUGACUUGUAAGAAACAUUUACACGAUUUUGGUAUUUUCAGGCUGCAUAUAUCAAUGAAUUGUGUAUUACAGCCUGAUUAAUCAGACUACGGCUGUGGAUUCAUAUGAAGCGGAGUUAGCAAGUCACAUUUCAGAGUUUCCUCGUUCCGACUACCACGUGAAUGUGGCCUGAGUUUCCCACUUGGAAUUCCGAGUUUGAUGACCGUUAAACGAUUUUUUUUCCCCCAGUCGAAGCUCUUUAUUUUUAAUUUUUUUUUUGUGGGGGAGGUUGUUGGCGCAUCUCCGUGUCACAGAAUUACGUUCUCUAAUGGCUGCCAUGGGACAGACCAAGACUGGGCUGAAGUCCAAUCUGCUGGUGAGGGCUGUGGGGGUUAUACAGACCCAGUGCAAUCCCCAACUGCUCACAGUCGUGCGCCAGCUCUACCAGGAACGCUACUCCGACCAGAUAGUUCCUGGCAGCAUCCAGACGACUCCAGGAAGCCACCAGGAGGAGCAGACUGUGGUGGAGACAUCACACAACCCCACACAGCACAUAAACAGUCUGACGCACGACCCUACACAGCACACAAACAGUCUGACACACAACCCUAGAUUGUUCCAGAUGGUACCCCUUCCCUUCUACCAAGCCCUGGGGACAGUCCUACCCCCCACACAACUGGUGGGCUCUUUCUUUUCCGACAUGCAAAACCAGGAGUUCAACCUCAUGCUAACGCCAAAGCAAGUGGAGCAGAACAGAAACUGCAAGGAGCUGCAACCAGGUGUGCAGAGUGUCCAGGUAGUUCUCAGAUUCUGCUUCACAGAGAGUCUUGGGUACGAGGAGGAUCGAUACCCACCAUGCCUGUCCAUCAAAGUUAAUCAGAAACACAUACCCUUACCGGAAAUUCACAGACACUGUACACCCAUCAACAUAACCCCAACAGUUUCUCUCAGCCUCCUCCCCUCAUUUCGUUUAUGCAUCUGGUGGAAGAGAUGUAGCAAAAGGUAUUCUGUGGCUGUGUACCUGGUGAAGGUGCUGUCUCCCUCAGACCUCCUCAGUCAACUGAAGAGCCAAUCAGUGGAGAGUCUGACAUUCUGCAGACAGCGCAUCCAAGAGAAGCUGCGUUUCGACCCAGAAUGUGAGGUGACCACAACAGGACUACAGGUGUCCCUUAUAUGUCCGCUGGGGAAGAUGCGUCUGUCAGUGCCCUGCAGGGGGCGUAAGUGCGGCCACCUCCAAUGCUUCGACGGGACGCUCUACCUGCAGAUGAAUGAGAAGAGGCCCACCUGGACCUGCCCAGUGUGUCACGAGCUAGUUCCGUACAGCCAGCUAACUAUCGAUGGGCUACUGACGGUGAUCCUGGCGUUGGAGGGCUUUCAGGACAAUACAGAGGUAGAAUACCUGGCUGACGGCUCUUGGAGGUUUGUUAUAGAUGGCGUGAGCAGGACAACACAGCUAUCGGCACCAUUGGAGAAGAUGGAGGCCUAUAGUGCUAGUAGUGUGACUGCAACCACCAGAGCCGUGUCAAAGGAAGUAGUCACUGUGGACCUUACUCAGGAGUCAUCCGAGGACGAGGCUGAUGAGGUCACAAAGGUGCGCCAUAACGAUGACCUCUCCGACAGGAACGGGUUUCAUGAAGUUGCUCAAGGUUCUGUAUGGUCAUCAAUGGUAAAUCCAUCACAGAGAUUAACAGUACAACACAUGUCGGCGCAGAGGUAAAAUGUGUGUUUGUUUACAUUUAACCUGGACACAGACCUUUCAAAAUAAAUAGCCUAAGAGGCAAUGGUUACUGAGCAGUUCCAAGAGUCUAGAAACGUAACUCACAAUUAUUGAGCACGGUUACAUGCACCCAAUACUACGAUUAUUGUGGAUAGCUAGAUUUAAUAUAAUAGUUUGUUUUAAAACGUUUAGGCCUACAUGCUUUGCAAGAACGAUUUCCCUAAUAAUCCUGUGUAGAUUGACACAUCUGAAAUCGGGUAACCACAGUAACCAUGUUUUUUGUGAAGCCCGAGUUCGGACAUACAGUAUAAAGUGUGUAUGUGAACUAUUUUGAAGAUUGAAUAUUUUCCGUUUUUCCGAACUCACUUCACUCGCGCAUUAUAGAGGAAGGGUUGCGCUGCUGGCACAUGCACAAAUCAGAUGCUGGAAUGUCAAUGAAAUUGUUUACAAGUCCUAAUAAUUCUGAAGAUUGCUCUGAAAAGCAGGUGUUUUUAUUGGUGUAAUCUUUAAUUUUGACCUAAAGCCAUUUUUAAGAUGAGAGAAUCCCUUUAAUAUCUAAUUAUUGUGCAUGUAAAUUUACUCAUGUUAAUGUGUAUUUAAUGCUUUUUUUGUAAUACCAAUUUCUAAUAAAAUGAUUUUCACCCUCCUAAAACAUGUUUUGAGUCAAGUUCAAGAUAUUGUGGAGGAGUAUAAUAAGAAUACAAUUGGUAGAUGGAUAGGCCUAGAUCAGGAGUUCUCAAACUUUAAUGGAAAGGAGCCCCUGGGCAAGGACCCCUGGGCGAGCUGCCAAUAUGGGGUGGCAGGGUAGCCUAGUGGUUAGAGCAUUGGACUAGUAACCGGAAGGUUGCAAGUUCAAAUCCCGAGCUGACAAAUCUGUCGUUCUGCCCCUGAACAGGCAGUUAACCCACUGUUCCUAGGCAGUCAUUGAAAAUAAGAAUUUGUUCUUAACCGACUUAGAUAAAGGUAAAAAGAGUUAAAUAAAGGUUAAAAAAAUACGCUAAAAAAAUAUAUAUAUAAAUAAAAAAUAUGCUAGGCAAUGACUACCAGUGCUGUAGGCUUGUGAGACGGGCAACGGCUAUAUUUGCAUAUUGAUGGAAAAAUAUGAUUGUUACCGCGGGUGCAUAGGAAAGACAGAAAUAGUAAUAAAAAUGUUACCCCAACAUGUGUAGGUAUAAUAAAAUCAAUAUUUAAUUUAGUGUAAAAUGAAUGGGUCUGUUGGCCUAGGUUGAUAAAUAUUUCAGGAUACAUAAUGGAAUUCUGUUGCAAUUUGGAGACUUUACCACGGUGGCUUUACACAGAUAUUUUUUUUUCUCCACUAACUUGAUUUUGAGGUGGCAAAAAAUAGAGAUUCCUGCACAUUUGCGAGAUUUCUUUUUACGUAACUCGGUGCUCCGCAGACGCUUGAAUCAGCACUGAAUGACUGUCGGCAGCAUUCCAAACAGAGACACCCUCAAAUUAAGUAGACAACGGGGUUAUGACCUAUGAUGAGCUGACACUUACAGGGCAAAGGAAGAAAUAAUUCAUUUUAAAUGGACCGCCCUUGCCCAGAAAUGUCACUCGUUCGUCCCAUGGUUGUUUUCAGUCAUCAUGGAACCACCGGUAGCUGUGUGCUUUAUAUGCGCUACAGUCAAUUAUGAUUUAAUAUCUUGGCUAGAAGACAACUCAUCCGCAGACAUCGAAUGCUAUCCAUCUGACGAUAUCAGUUACAUCGAAAAUUAGUGUGUAAGUGUGAUGUUAGGGGAAGUUGUAUGUGCUAGCUAACGUUUCCAGAAGCUAACCAAACAAUUUUGUGAUACGCGUUUGCCUUCGUGCAUUAGUAGCACAUUUUCUAACUUAUUUACAUCUGCUUUUAUUUACACUUGUAUGUUGACUUCUCCAUAUUGAUGUUGAUUU
This is a messenger RNA of Oncorhynchus keta (chum salmon), 4085 nucleotides long. RefSeq names its product protein inhibitor of activated STAT, 4b (gene pias4b). Bases 804 to 2192 code for a protein of 462 amino acids. Gene Ontology annotation, biological process: regulation of transcription by RNA polymerase II; protein sumoylation. Gene Ontology annotation, molecular function: zinc ion binding; transcription coregulator activity; SUMO ligase activity. The transcript is spliced from 12 exons. Lineage: Eukaryota; Metazoa; Chordata; Actinopteri; Salmoniformes; Salmonidae. The record is from RefSeq and is a predicted model, not a curated record.